CGGCGGGGGCCGAGACGGGCGCUGCCGAGCUGAGCGGGGCCGAUCGGGGACGAGCCGGGCCCCAUGCGCCUGCCGGGCAUGUCCCAGCCCUUCCUGCUGGCUCCCAUCGCCGAGUGUUCCCCGGGGCCGCCCGGCGCCGAGCUGCGGCUGGCAGUGCUGGGGGCCCGCGGCGUCGGCAAGAGCGCGCUGAUCGUGCGGUUCCUGACCAAGCGCUUCAUCGGGGACUACGAGCCCAACACGGGCAGCCUGUACUCUCGCCUGGUGCGGCUGGAUGGGGAGCAGGUGGCCGUGCACAUCCAGGACACGCCGGGUUGCCUCCAGAUGCAGGAGGACUGCGUGCAGGCACCGGACGCGCUGUCAAGGUGCAUGAAGUGGGCAGAGGGCUUCCUUGUGGUCUACUCCAUCACGGACCCCGGCAGCUACCAGGCGGUCCGUCCCCUCCACCAGCACAUCCGUCAGCUCCAUCCCGACGCCCGAAUCCCCAUCGUCGUGGUGGGGAACAAAGCGGACCUCCUCCACGCCAGGCAGGUGCAGGCCAAAGAGGGGCUGCAGUUGGCCAACGAACUGGGCAGCCUCUUCCUGGAGAUCUCCACCAGCGAGAGCUUGCAGGGUGUCUGCGAGGUGUUCCAAUACCUGUGCCGGGAGGUCAGCAAACUGCAGCACGCCGAGCGCCGCCGCCCCACUGUCAUCCCGCGGCCGCGCUCCCCCAACAUGCAGGACCUGAAGAGACGCUUCAAGCAGGCGCUGUCGCCCAGAGUCAAAUAGAGCUGCUGUCUGGGUCUAGGGGGAUGCCACAGACUUUAUAUUUUUGUAAGCUAGUGAAUAAAUAAUAAAAAAAAUCUUUAUUUUUGUACUAA
Messenger RNA from Phasianus colchicus (ring-necked pheasant), 857 nucleotides. RefSeq names its product RAS like family 11 member A (gene RASL11A). NCBI's taxonomy places the organism in Eukaryota, Metazoa, Chordata, Aves, Galliformes, Phasianidae. The record is from RefSeq and is a predicted model, not a curated record. Gene Ontology annotation, molecular function: GTPase activity; GTP binding.